Molecule: messenger RNA, 2100 nt
Organism: Daldinia childiae
Lineage: Eukaryota; Fungi; Ascomycota; Sordariomycetes; Xylariales; Hypoxylaceae
Product: Protein MAM3
Exons: 3
Coding region: 1-2100 (699 amino acids)
Biological process (GO): magnesium ion homeostasis
Cellular component (GO): intracellular membrane-bounded organelle
Source: RefSeq, a predicted model, not a curated record
AUGGGGAACGAAGGCAUCCUUCGCGCUCGUACAAUUGUACUUAGUCUAUUCAGAGCCCUCUUCCUCUCAGUCGGUCUUACAUCCGCGAUUCCAACAUCUUAUCACGCUUUCGACAAUGCUCUCGAUAAUGCUCCCGAAAAAGCCGAAGAUGGUGCCCUCUGGGUGCUUUACGUCGCGUCUAUGAUCCUCGUGCUCUCAGGAGGUGCCUUUGCUGGGUUGACCAUAGCACUAAUGGGUCAGGAUGAGAUCUACCUUCAAGUAAUAUCUUUAGAUGCUGAGGAGCCCCAACGAAAGAACGCAAAACGCGUUCAUGAUCUCUUAAACAAAGGCAAACACUGGGUCUUGGUGACGUUGUUAUUGUCCAAUGUUAUUGUCAAUGAAACUCUUCCCGUCGUGCUAGAUAGGUGCUUUGGCGGUGGCGUUGCGGCUGUUGUUGGAAGUACUAUCCUGAUAGUAAUCUUCGGCGAGAUCUUGCCACAGUCUGUUUGUGUUCGCUAUGGUCUUCAGAUCGGCGGGUAUAUGUCAAAGCCCGUGCUUCUGAUGAUGUACCUAUUCGCUCCCGUCGCAUGGCCCACUGCAAAGCUCCUCGACUGGUUAUUAGGUAAAGACCAUGGAACUGUAUACAAGAAAAGCGGGUUGAAGACGCUGGUCACGCUUCAUAAAUCUCUGGGCGAAGUUGACGAGCGUCUAAACCAAGACGAAGUUACCAUCAUCAGUGCUGUCCUAGAUCUGAAACGCAAGCCUGUCGAGGAGGUUAUGACGCCAAUGGAGGAUGUCUUUACCAUGUCGGAGGAUACUGUGUUGGACGAAAAGACUAUCGAUCAAAUUCUCGACGCCGGCUAUUCUCGCAUCCCUAUCCAUCAAACUGGAAACCCGACGAAUUUUGUUGGCAUGCUCUUGGUCAAAAUCCUCAUUACCUAUGAUCCUGAAGAUGGUAAACGAGUCAAAGACUUUGCUCUCGCUGCCCUUCCCGAGACCCGACCUGAAACUAGUUGUCUUGAUAUAAUCAACUUUUUCCAGGAAGGAAAAUCCCACAUGGUACUUAUUUCGGAGUCUCCUGGUGAUGAUCAUGGUGCCCUGGGUGUUGUGACGCUUGAAGAUGUGAUUGAAGAGCUUAUCGGAGAGGAAAUCAUUGACGAGUCGGAUGUAUAUGUCGAUGUGCAUAAAGCCAUCCGUAGAUCUCAUCCCGCCCCCAAAGCUCGAGCUUUGCGGAGGGAACUUAUGGCUAAGGACCUUGAGAUCAGGAAUAGCACGCUUAUUGACAUAGACGAAGACGGACAAGGGCCUCAGUCUAAACGGGGUACGUCGAUAAGUAGCAAGACGGAUGCUUCUGCUCUCGGUUCUAGCCCGAAGAUGACAACGUUGCUGAUGCGAAGACGUUCGGCCGGUCAAGACGGACAACUGGUGCACACUAUGGUACCAGUCAAAGCUAACUUCGAGGAAAUGAGGGAUCACCUGAAGCAUCUUGGCCCAUCGAACCCUGCAUCAAACCCCAAGAGCACACGAGUUUCAGCAGUUAAACUUAAACCCGGCUCAACAGCAGCCGCUAGCGCCCAGCAACAUUCAACUUCUAUCACAACAGACGAUAUCACAGAAGAUCUAGUUGCGGUUGUCGAUGAACGCACAAGUUUAUUAGGAUCUCAGCUCAACGCAAAGGAUGGCACACAUGCCCUACAACGGAGUUACACCGAAUCACCUUCUAAUCCUCCACCCGAGAUCGUGACCAGUCUCGAAGGCGAGGGUUCCGAGCAAGUGACUAAAGGUACACAGACUAAGCUUAGUGUCAUGGCUGAAAGUGAUACCUCGCCAGCACAGGAAUCCACGACUGAAAGUAUAGAGAGUAUAUAUGACGCUAUCGGGCGGAGAAGAGGCCACGUGCGUAGUGGCAGUAUUACCGAAAAUAUAAUCGAAUCCGGUGGCAUUCGCAAAGUCAUUCUCGAGGCUAACGAUACAUCGUCAGGCGACGAAGGACGGAAAGCAAUCAUACCUGCACCGUCUGAUGAAGAUGGAGCAUCUUCCACCGCCACCGCUACUGUCGCUACCAAAAGCAAUAAAGGGAAAAAGAAAAAUCGUCGUAAGAAUAGGAAUGGAGGGAAAUAA